Salvia miltiorrhiza (redroot sage) is the source of this 1672-nucleotide messenger RNA. RefSeq lists its product as uncharacterized. The record is from RefSeq and is a predicted model, not a curated record. Gene Ontology annotation, molecular function: protein binding. The coding region runs from base 364 to 1179 and encodes 271 amino acids. The transcript has 3 exons. Lineage: Eukaryota; Viridiplantae; Streptophyta; Magnoliopsida; Lamiales; Lamiaceae.
AAAGAUAUUUAUAGACAAAGGAGCCCAAAUCCAAAAUUCAAUAAUUGGGGUGGAAAGCGGGUCGGACCCUGAAAUGGUCAUUUGAUAUAGUAGCAAAUUAUUUGAAUGAAAAUGGAUGGGGGGCUCCGCCCCAAUUUGUUUCGCAUCUACUCCUCCGCCUGCGCAUCCUUCUCCCUCUCCCCAAUUUCUUAUCCUCAAAUUUACCUCAUCUUCCUCAGAUUCAUAUCUGUGUCAGUCUGCAACUAUAUUAGAAUUUGAUUUGUUCAUAAAUUAUAGCUGUUUCAGAUUGAAGAUCUUCUUAUUGAUUUUUGCAUCGACCGAGUUAUUUAUUAGUGCGGACUGCGGUGGGAUUGGUGAUCGGAGAUGGCUUCGGGAUCACCGGCGAUUAAUAAGAUUGAGAGGGCACACCAGAUGUACAGAGAGGGCAAGUAUGCCGAAGCACUGGAUUAUUACACCGACGCGCUUUUCAUGGCCAAGACCACGCCGCAGAAGAUUGCGCUCCACAGCAACCGCGCCGCUUGUUUUCUCAAGCUCCACGACUUCAACAAGGCUGCAGAAGAAUGCACCUCAGUGUUGGAACUUGAUUACAAUCAUACUGGAGCACUGAUGUUGCGUGCUCAAACUCUGGUCACCUUGAAGGAGUAUCAUUCGGCACUUUUUGAUGUCAAUCGGCUGAUAGAGUUGAAUCCAUCAUCAGAAGUAUACAGAAACCUUCACACCCGUUUGAAGACACAACUGUCACUUGCUCCAAUACCCGAAGAUGAAGCAGAGUUUGAAGAAGAUGAUGAAUAUCUAGAUGAAGAUAAACAGGAACCAUACGAGGAAGAACUGGACGAUGAAAAGAUUGAAGAUCUUGGAAGUAGUGGAAGUGAUGUGACUCGUGAUGCUGCAAAAAAUAACAACGGGGAAUGUAAUUUUGAGGAUGUGAGUCUAACAGAGGAGAUAUUACCCAGCCAGAAUAUGAUCAGACAACUACCAUCUGAUCAAACGUCCUCGGGUUGGCGGACAAUUCCGAAACCGAAAGGACAUUCUCAGCUAGACUACUCAAGGUGGGACAGGGUUCAAGAUGACUCGAGUGAAGAAGAUGAUGAUGAUGAUGAGGACGACGAAGAUGAUGAUGAUUCUCAACCUCAGUAUCGAUUUCGUGUUAAAACAGUUGGCGUGAAAGCAGUUAAAUAGUUGUAAGGUGCCUCAACGGAGAGCUCUGUGGACUGUGGUGACUCAUUUCCAGAGAUCAAGUUACUUCCAGGAUUGAGUAAGUUACUGGAUUAGGAUGCUUGGUAGUGGAACGAGCACAUAGUUCCUAAGGUCGGAGAGCUGCAUUCGCUGUGUCAAAACAUGCUUGAUUUCACGGAGACUGAAUUAUACACAUAUACUUCCAUAUAAUGUUGCUCUCUACUGGAACUGUGAAAAAGUGCAGUUCCAAAUUUUGACCCAUCUUGCAUGCAUCUGCUGAAUGCGUGCCUGCCUUGUACACACCUUCAGUCCUGAGUCGCAAAGGUCAGACUUGUGGCUUAUUCUAGACAGAUCGUUAUAUUCAUUCUUUUGUUUGUAUGUAAGACCACAGAAAAACAAAUGUGUUGGACAUAUUGAGGAGUUGUGUGCAUGUAAACGGAGUGUUGUUGUACAAAUUUGGUAUUGUUCAUAAUAAGAUGAGAUGUGAUUUGGCUAA